CGCCUAUUAAACAACUAGCGUUCUUUUGUUUAUUGAAGUAGAAAACGAAAAUUAUUUAAUUGUAAAAUAAAAAAUUACACGUUGAUUAAUAAAUAAUCAUAAAAUUCAUAGUGAUCAUUAUUAUUUUCAACAAAAUGUUGAAUAACACAAUGGAUUAUGAGAAUAUGGAAGAUAUCUUACCGAACACAUCAAAUUAUUUUUCAUAUUGUAACCAGCGUGUGGAUAUAAAAACUCAUGACAGUAAUUUGAGAAAUAUUCAAACAGACAAUGAGAAUACAGUCAUGACAAAAGCAUCAAAACAAUUACAUUUUUCAAUAGAUGCCUUGCUAGAUGAUGACGAUAUUGAUGGCAAUGCUAAUGAUGAAAGUGGUGACAAUGAUGAUGAUAAUGCUAAUGAUGAUGAUGACGAUGAUGAUGGCGACGACAAUGAUGGGGAUAACGAAAAUAUCGACAAUGACAGUUGCAAUCAUUGUCGCAAUCUGGUUAAUUCUGACGAAAAUAACUUAGGGCUCAAAAAUUCUAUUCAUCCAGAAAUCGACGGUAAUAAUUGUAACAAUAGUAACAGCGAUAAUAAUAACAACCACCAUUUCAACAGAACCACCUCGUUAUUCAAUGAAACUAAAGUCAAUAGUAAAAAAUCGCAUGGGAAAUCUAAUCAUGAUAAUGGAAGUGAAGAAAAGUUUAUCAAUAAGCUUAAAAAACAUCAUGACGUUAAAUCAUCAAGAAUAAAUCAAAAUAAUAAAAUUUCUACAAGUUCACCAUCCUAUAAUUAUUCAAGCAAAGAUACUACUGACAACAAUAUAAAUAAUAGUAAUCAUAUUGAUAAUGAAAUAAAUCAUAAUCAAAUGUCUUAUUUCAAGAAGCAUAACUUUUUUAAUUCAUUACACGAAUUAUCAUUUAAUGAUUAUUUAACAUUUGGUAAUAGUGCAAUUGGAUCUCGACCUAUUCCACAAAAGUGUACAUUACGUAAGCAUAAACCAAAUCGUCGACCAAGAACUCCAUUUACAACUCAACAAUUAUUAGCAUUAGAAAGGAAAUUUCGUCAAAAGCAAUAUUUAUCUAUUGCAGAGAGAGCAGAAUUUUCAAAUAAACUAACUUUGACUGAAACACAAGUGAAAAUAUGGUUUCAAAACCGUCGAGCAAAAGCUAAACGUUUACAAGAGGUUGAAACCGGCAAAUAUCAUCUAUCACCAAAUGAAAAUUUAGAGACAGCUUUAAUUGCAACCAUGUCAUCAGCAAAUCAUGCAUCACAAUUAGGUACAACAAGUGGUAGUAAUAAUAAUAAUAAUGAUAAAAAUUAUACAGAUCCUGUGGAUAUGAUAGCUCAUGAUAUGACAUCAUUUCAUACUAUUCCAAUAUCACCACCACUUCCUAUAUCAUCAACACCGGUUAUUUCGUCUCCUUCAUUACCUCAGUCAAAAUUUCCUUUUCAUUCUGUGUCCACUUCUCGAAUUCCACUAUCUUCUAACACACCAAAUUCAUCACAUCAAUAUUUAUGCUCAUGUAUUUCUCCGAAUCACCAGUGUUCAUACAAAUCAACAGAACUGACUAGAGAUAAUAUUCUACAUCUUCCUACGACUAGUAUGCUUUCAUCUUUCUCAAAUCUAUCAUCACCAUUAUCCACAGACCAUUUGUAUACACAUAAUCAUCACCUUGACGUCAAUAAUAAUAAUAAUAAUAAUAAUAAUAAUAAUAAUGGCAAAGUACAUUCAAAUUAUGAUUGUGAACAAAUUUCAUUUAAUCCCAAUAAACCAAAGUUAUCAUCAAUUAAAAACUUUUCACAUGAUGACUUUCAACAUCAACUACAAAGUAUAGAAACAGUAAACUCUAAACAUUUUUCCACAACAAAUGUUGAUAAUAAUAAUAAUACGUCUCUUUUAUCCUUUACUAAAAGUCAUCCUAAUAAAAAUAUCCCUUCUAAUGAUAUGAUUACUACUAAUUGUAUUAAUAAGAACAAUAUGAAUGGUACAACACAUAAAACAUCAAAGCAUACAAUAUCUUAUUUUUCAAAUGGGCAACGAAUUGACAAUCAACAUGAUAAUCAUAGUAGACUUAUUAAGAAUGAUAGUAGCAAUAAUAAUAAUAAUAAUCAUGAUAAUAAUAAAGAUAAUUUAACGAAUAUGAAAUAUGAUUCUAUGCUUGAUUUUCAAUCAAUACUUAAUAAUCUUCAAUCCAAUUCAAAUGGGAUAAAUAAUUUGAAAACAGUUGAAACAUUGAAUGAUCCAUUGUCAUUGUUAUGUGCAGCUAAUCAUUACUAUCAACAAUAUAAUCAAAAUAAAGAAACAGACCAUAAUUAUUCAAUUGAUUUAAAUAAUAAUCACAAUCCAAGUAUGUUUAUAAAUCGUUAUAUAUUCAAUAAACCUUAACACAGAUUUUGUUUGAAAAUCAAUUAUAAAUAAAUCCCCGGUGACCGAUUAGUAUAAGACCACUUGGUACUUUAAUAGCUUUCUGGUAACAUCACUGACUGUAAUAGUGAGUUAUACAGGUAUAAAUCAUGUGCUUAUUGUCGAUGCUCUUAUGAUUGAAGAUAUGACUUGCAAACGGUUUGUCGAAUGUCACGAAUCCUGAAACUAUCUAUCUUUCUAUCUACUUAAUUAUUUGUAUACAUAUUAUAACACAAAACCGUUGUUACAACCCGCUAUGAACGCUACUGAUUCCAACAGGGUUGGUACAGUGUUGGAUUAUAUACCGAAAAACGAAUCCAAUUUGUAUCAGUCGAUAUUAACAAGCGAAUCAGCAGGGUCGAUUUCGUCCUCUCUUUCAUCACUGACAUCAUCAUUACCAGUUAUGUCAUCAACAUCAAUUUCUUGUUGUACUUCAACUUCCACUUCUUCAUCGUCGACCUUUCCAUCUAUACCAGGAGAUAAAGAGAAGUUGGCACAAGAUCUUGUCAAUAUGUUUUACUGUUCAACAUUCAAUUCAUUCGGCCAACAGCAAUCAAUCUCACCCCCUACAUCAUCCUCAUCAUUAAUGCAAACGUUUACUCCGCAGAAUUUGAAUGACUUCAAUUCUUUUUUAUUUAAACGGCUGUUUUCAGAUAAUGUUUUUAGUCAAACGAUGAAUUUGUCAAAUUCACUAUUGAAUUCAUCAACAUUUUCAAAAUUCGUCCCUUCUGCACUGCAAUUGUCUACAUUUAUGAAUUCUUUAGGUAAUUUUAAUUCAACUCAAUCAUUAAUCAAUUUAACAUCUACAUUGUUUCCACUGUCUACUAACCCAUCAGUAGUGUUUUCUUCACAAAAUGCUAACUCUUUUGAAAAUUCUGAUGCAAAUGUUUCAACAACUGGAUUAUCUUCAUAUAUUCCAUGUACAACAUCUUCAUUGAUGCUAACGGAAUUUCAGAAGGAUACUGUUGAACAACAUUUUAAACAAAAUACCAAUAGUAUUAACGAUAAUCACAAUAAUUAUAACAAUGAUACACUUAUUCCAAUCUGAAAAUUUUCUGCUACUGUAAUUUCUGACACUUAGCUUAUUUUCAGGAAUUAUGCAUAUAUAUAUAAACUUAUGUACAUAAAUGAUACGUGAACUGGAGGAAUUCUCCGGUAUUUUAGAGAUCUAUCUAAGCUAUUUUGCCCACUUUCUAUUUCUUUUCUCAUUACGAACAAUAAAAAGGAGUUAUACAAAUUGUUGAAUUUGGUUGCUGACUAACGUUAAUGAAUGAGCAAUACGACACAAAGUUUAUAAAAUUAUGAAAUUCUGUAUGUAAAUAUAUAUUUAAGUAUUGCAAGGCGGAAAAAGAUAGAUAUGUAUAAAGUAACUAUAUAGAAGUAAUCAGUUGUGUGUUGUUGCUGAAUAAUUCGCAAAUGAAUAUUACUUUUAAAUGAAUUGAUAUCCCUUCACUUUCAUUUACCCCUUUCCUUAUACGUUUGGACACAUUUUAGAUCAACUACUAAAUUGAGUAGUAUGAUUUAGUUUUUUUAUAUACUAGUAUUUUUAUGCUAACUUUAGAUUGGAACGUUUCCUAGGCAUCUUCAUCUUCAUGGUCAUAUAACAAUGUGAUUAGUUCGGACGGUUUUUUAUGCAUUUUCUAUUCUCUGUAUGAUGUAACAUAUAUUGCAUAACAUCCAUUAAUCAGCAUGUCAGUAAACCAAUAUAUGUGUAUAAUUACAAAGAACACAAGCUGAUGACAUUUAUUUCAAUCCCUAUCUUGACUACAUGUGUUAUAAACAAAAGUUCUUUCUUCAUCAUGAGUUUUUUAAAACUUCAAUAAUCAUUAAACCGAAUGUCAGCUAUACUGGUUCGUUGUUGUUAUAUUUUGUAAUAACUUAUGAUGAUUCCGAAUUCCGGACGAUUGUGGGGAUUCUUCUUAUACAAACGAGGUAUAUGCCAACUAAGCUGACGAGAUUGUUGAUACACAACACUUCAACGAUCCCAGUAAAAAGCUUACCAUUCAAGAAGUCAAAAUUGUAUUAGAAUAACUCUGUUUGUUUAGUAAUGAAUAUACCCUUGGGACACAGGAAAAUAGCAAACUGGAAACUAGGACAACCAAUCAGAUAACAGCAAAGGUUGGUGGGAAAAUAUGAAUUGGA
This is a messenger RNA of Schistosoma bovis, 4526 nucleotides long. The record is from the annotation of a GenBank genome assembly. NCBI's taxonomy places the organism in Eukaryota, Metazoa, Platyhelminthes, Trematoda, Strigeidida, Schistosomatidae.